UGUAAACAAGAAGUGGUGGCUUUGCGUUUUGAGACGUGGGAACUCCUCCACUCCAGGUCGGCCUGCCGCGAAGAGCAAGGACCGGGACUCGUGUGUCUUUUGGGGCGCCUGGCAGAGGAGAGCGAGGGAGAAGAAUAGCUCAAAGGCCGGGUCCUCCCCGGUCGCUGGGGGGCGAGCGAGCGAGUAUUGGCGAGCCGACGCUCGGCCUGGCUCGGCUUUGCCUGGGAAGGACGGGACGCGGUGCGCUACGCCGGGUUCUUCCUGCUGCUGUUGUCGCUAUGCCUUACGCCAACCAGCCCACGGUGCGCAUCACGGACCUCAGCGACGAGAACGUCAAGUUCAUCAUCGAGAACACAGACCUGGCAGUAGCAAAUUCCAUCAGGAGAGUGUUCAUAGCUGAAGUUCCCAUCAUAGCCAUAGACUGGGUCCAGAUAGAUGCCAACUCCUCCGUGCUGCAUGACGAGUUCAUUGCACACAGACUGGGCCUGAUCCCACUUACUAGUGAUGAUGUUGUUGAUAAGCUGCAGUAUUCCAGGGAUUGCACCUGUGAUGAAUUUUGCCCUGAGUGCUCGGUAGAGUUCACGCUUGACGUCCGAUGCGACGAAGACCAGACCCGCCACGUCACAUCCCGUGACCUCAUCUCCGACAACCCCCGGGUUAUACCAGUGACAUCUGGGAGCAGAGAUAAUGACCCCAAUGACUACGUUGAACAGGACGACAUCCUCAUUGUCAAGUUACGGAAAGGCCAGGAGCUGAGGCUGCAGGCGUAUGCGAAGAAGGGGUUUGGCAAGGAGCAUGCCAAGUGGAACCCCACAGCAGGAGUGGCCUUUGAGUAUGAUCCAGACAAUGCCCUGCGGCACACGGUCUACCCUAAGCCAGAGGAAUGGCCGAAGAGUGAAUAUUCUGAGAUUGACAAAGAUGAAGCCCAGGCUCCAUACGAUCCCAAUGGAAAGCCAGAGAGGUUUUACUACAACGUAGAGUCCUGUGGCUCUCUGCGUCCCGAGACCAUCGUCCUCUCGGCGUUGUCCGGCUUGAAGAAGAAACUGAGUGACCUCCAAACCCAGCUGAGCCAUGAGAUCCAGAGUGACGUCCUGACCAUAAACUGAUUCUUCUCUGUUCCUCGGAGAAGCACCAAUUCCUGGGACUCUUCUCGUUGUAGGUACAGAGGCCACACUAGCCGGGAGGCUGUUGACGUGGAUAUUGGGUCUGGUCCUUUCCUACUGGAGCCCUUUGCCUUCAAGCUUCUGAAGCAACACAGUGUCUGUUGAUGCAUCUCCUGCUGCUCCCUGCACCCCGAAACCAAGGGUGGACCCUCCAGAUGUUGUGGGAUUGCAGCUCCCUUUAACCCCAGCCAGCAGAACCAGUGGUCAGGACUGAUGGGAGUUAAAGCCCAACACCGUUUGGAGGGGCACAGAGAGGGGAACCCAUCUUGCAUGCUCCCUUAAGGAAGUUCCUGAUUGCAGGAGGAAGGAUCAUGCGCUUAAGGAGCUAAAAGGCAAUGUAUGCCAGCCUUCCCCCAACCUGGUGCCCUCCCACUGUCUGGGACUACAACUCCCAUCAGUCCCUGUGCUGGCUGAGACUUAAGGGAGUUGUAGUCCAAAACAGCUGGAGGGCAUCAGGUUGGGGGAAGGCUGAUGUAUGCCGUUUUCCCUAAAAAGGCCUGUUUCCCUUUUUCCUGUGUUCUCCAGCGUGUUGGGAAAAUGGUUAUUCACAACCCCACCUUGCACUCUUUUCUCCUCCCAGCUGCACGUGUUGCCCUCUGCCCUUGUUGCGCCUGGGCUUUCGGAGGAAAACAUCCCCUUGCUGGCGGGUGUCCAGGAGACACAACUGUUGUUUAGUAGUAGAGUUUACGUUUAUUACUCUCCGGAAUAAAAAGCCUUUUACCUUG
Molecule: messenger RNA, 1888 nt
Organism: Rhineura floridana
Lineage: Eukaryota; Metazoa; Chordata; Lepidosauria; Squamata; Rhineuridae
Gene: POLR2C
Product: RNA polymerase II subunit C
Exons: 9
Coding region: 279-1106 (275 amino acids)
Biological process (GO): DNA-templated transcription
Cellular component (GO): RNA polymerase II, core complex
Molecular function (GO): protein dimerization activity; DNA binding; DNA-directed RNA polymerase activity
Source: RefSeq, a predicted model, not a curated record